This is a messenger RNA of Folsomia candida, 922 nucleotides long. Its product is annotated as cubilin. The record is from RefSeq and is a predicted model, not a curated record. The coding region runs from base 10 to 798 and encodes 262 amino acids. The transcript is spliced from 5 exons. NCBI's taxonomy places the organism in Eukaryota, Metazoa, Arthropoda, Collembola, Entomobryomorpha, Isotomidae.
GUCCCCAAAAUGAAUCCAACUGCUACAGUUUUUGUCAUCGCUUUGCUUUUCGCUGUGGCCACAGCCGCCCCACAGCCCAACCAGGGAACGGCAGAGGACACUGAACCCGUCGUUACUUUGACGACAUGUGGUGGCCAUGUGGACGCAUCAUCUGCCACGAUCCAGUUUCAACUUGGCGGGUCAAUCCGUGCCGACAUGAGGUGUGUUUGGAUUGUGCAGACACCUUAUUUUACGCAGAGGUUCAACCUGAUUGCUUCCGGUCUGAAGGAAACAGACGGUCUUUACAUUACUGCGGUAUCAAAGGCUUGGCUUGGAUACACUGACAAAUUAUCUUCAAUUGGUCAAAACGUGACCCUAACCUCAAGAAGCGCGAUUAUCACCUUGAUCGCUGGACACGCGCCAACGCUUGGAUUCAAGAUGGAAUUUUAUUCUAGCGGUUCCUCCAUCAGUCCAGAUGUUACCAGUCACGCAAUCUUAACCACAACGAAGGGAAAUUUGACCCAUCCCAGUAACGGUGGAAAUUAUGGAAAUUACGAGAACGCCUUGUUUGCCAUCGCCCCAAGUGUCCCAGGACAGCCCACCCUGAGCUUUACAAGGGUAGAUGUCGAAUCUAGUGGCGCCUGCUUAUUUGACUCCGUUAGGAUUUACAAUUGGUUUGAUGGCGAUUAUCUCCAAGUGGCGAUAUUUUGUGGGACUACAAUUCCAACCAGUGUAACAUUCCAGGAUGGCGUAGGUCUCGUUUUGUUUUCGUCAGAUUCUAGCGUCACCGGGACUGGAUUCGACUUUCAAUAUGAGUAAUGCAUUGAAUAAAAUUGAUAAACUCAUUGUUGGCUGGACUUUUUUAGUCCGAGCGACAUACGUAUGUAUGUAUGUAUCAAAAAUUAUAUUUCGAUGUGGUUAAUAAAUUCAAGAUUUCUAUUUA